Paramecium primaurelia is the source of this 338-nucleotide messenger RNA. The record is from the annotation of a GenBank genome assembly. Lineage: Eukaryota; Ciliophora; Oligohymenophorea; Peniculida; Parameciidae.
AUGAGAGAUAAGCUUACAUUAAUGGCCACUUAAAUAGUGAUGGAUAAUGAUAAACCAAAUUAUAAAACUACCUAAUUAUUUGCUUAGGUACCUAAACCACUACAAAGAUAAUUAGUUUAUCAUCCAAAACCAGAUAAAUAUGAUAUCAUUACUAAUCAUGAGGUAUGUUGUUAAAAUGUUAUUAUUAUUAGUCUAAUUAAGAACGAAUAAAAAAGGCAUCUGCUUUUGAUUAUUGGAAUCCAAUUUCUGAUAAAAAACAUUAAUUAUUCAAUAUUUCUGAGAUUCCUUAAUAUAGAUAAGGCAGUAGAGAUCCUAUUACAUGGAGAUUUAUUUCCUGA